CUUCAUUCCGGAAGGCACAGGACAAUCAUGUCCUCUUGGUGUGGCCGACGUUGUCGUUUAAACUCUUUAACUUCAACAGUCCUGAAAAAAUUGCCGCUCACCCGAUCUUGAGCGUGUGUUUUCCUUUCGUUUGACAAAAUGAGGGCUGUGCAUAUUCAGCGGUUUUGCUCAGAUGGGGGUAUAUAAAUUGUCUCAAGCUGUUAUUAAUUAUAUAUGCAGAGUCUACAAAACAAGAGCCCUAUUUCAAGGACCAUAAAACAUACACUCUGUGGGACUAAAAAUAAUGUCAGAUGCCUGGAGUAGGAAGCCUCCAUCUGUCAUUGCCUUGUAUUGUGCGGAGUGUGGGCUUACUCAUAUAUGGUUACAAAUUAAAAGGCUCUUGUUUGGCCUCUGGCAUCGGGGACGUCAGAGUUAAGUUUGUUAACACGGAAUCACAUUCAAUUGAUGGAAGAGCCCUAUAUCUGCUUAGACCUCAAAGUAGGAUUCUGCCAAUUUCAAGCCCCCAAUGGCUGUCUGUCUUAACCUGCUGUUAGUCCGUCUAGGAGAGGUGGGUUUCUGCAAAAGUGUGGGGUGUGUGUCUUGUUAACAAAAAGCAUUCAGUUAGUUAUAGCUUCUAUUUAAGCCAACUAGAAGCACAUGACUGGUUCCUGGCUGACCACAGCGCUACCCAUGAAAAUGUUUUCUCUAGGACAGUCGGCUUCCCAGUUGCUACUGUGAGCACUUCUGUUGGGCACUGAGCUAUUCAUAAAUGUGGCUUCAUACACUCACACAGCUUGGCCUCGCUUUUCUCCCCAGCAACAGCCUCUCAUGUUCAGGAUGUUAAAAUCCUCUGAUAUUCUGGGCUCAAAGAUCUCUAUUAGGAGUAAAUGGAGACGUUGGAAUUUUACUUCCAAAAUUCUGAUUUCCAUUUUGGAUCCUAUUAAAGUUAUCUCCUGCAUUUAUGACUCAAAUGUUUACAAUGAGCUGUCUGUUUUUCAUAGGUGCAUGGGAGAAUUGUAAGUAGAUCCAGCAAGGCGAUGAAAGAGAGAAACCAGGAGGGGUUUUUUUUUGUUUGUUUUUUGUUUUUUGUUUUUUUUCCCCAGUCUUAAGAAUUUGAAAGAAACAAGAUUCUAAGGCUCAGAUUAAAACACACACACAACACACACACACACACACACACACAAAACCCCAGUUCACAGCCAAGGAUACCAGCUAGCACAUUUAACUUUUGUGACUAAUCUCAGUAUUAGGAAAAUGUUCACGCAUUUAAGUACGUUUAUUUCCCUUUUAAAGAAGCUAUUUGAGAUCAGUUUUAGGUUCACAGCAGAUCUGAGUAGGAAGUACAGAGAUUUCCCAGGCAUCCCCUGUUCCCCACAUAUGCACAGCCUCCCCCCACUAGAGGGGACAUUUGUUACGACUGAUGAACUUGCACGGACCCAUUAACACCCAAAGUCCAUAGUUUCCAUCAGGGUUAAUUCACUCCUGGUGGCAUACCUUCUAUGGGUUUGGACAAAGGUGUGAUGACAUGUGUCUACCAUUAAAGUAUCCUCCAGACUAGUUUCACUGCUCUGCGCUCUGUCUGUCCAUCCCUCCCUCCCCCUUAGCCCCUGGCAACCACUAAUCCUUUUACUGUCUCCACAGUUUGGCUUUUUCCAGAAUGUUCCAGAGUUGGAAUCAUCCAGGAUGCAGCCUCUUCGGAUUGGCACCCUUCCCUUGGCGUUACACACGUAAGGUUCCUCCCUGUCUCCUCAUGGCUUGAGAGCUCAUCUGUUUUGGGUGCUGAAUAGUGUUCCGUGGUGCGGACGUGCCACACGUUCGAGUGGGUCUAAAGCUCUCGUGCACCGUUUCCCAAUUAGGCAGCAUCAGCCUCACGGUGCGUGCAGCGAGUGUGACGGAGCAACGCAGAGCACAGUGUUGUUUGUGAACCUGCGUGUGUAUAGUCGUGCAUGUGUGUAGGGAUCACAGUGCAAAGUGAGUGCUAGGGGCGACCUCUGGGAGCCUCCGAUCUGCCACCUCUGGUCUUCGUGUUAUCCCUGAUUGACUCCUGCCUGGUCGUGCAGCUGGGGUACCAAACACCGCUCUGCCUGGGAAGACUGAGCAGUGGGCCCCGCACGGCCCUGCCAACAGGUCUGGGGGCUUCUGUUUUUUAAGCUAAAAUUCACCUGCCACGAAAGUGUCGCAUGCCAUGUCGUUUGGAAUGUUCGAGGUGCUGUGCAACCCUCACCCCUGCCAAAUUCUGCACAUUCUCAUCGCCCCCCCCCCCCCGCAUAAAAUUGCACCCCCGUGAAGCAGUCAUGCCCCUUUGCCUCCUCCCCGGGCACCUGGCGGCCUCCCCUGUGCCUUCUGUUUCUCUGGAUUUACCUAGUUUGCGUAUUUCAUGUAAAUGCCAUCCUCUGAUCUGUGGCCUUUCGUGUCCGGCUACUUUGAUGCAACCUGUUUUUGUUUUUGAGGUUCAUCCAUGUUGUAGCAGGUCUCAGUGCUUCCUCCCUUUUAGUGGCUGGAAAGUAUCCCUCGGUGUGGACACCCCACUCCACAGUUUGUUUGGGCUGUUAUGAACAGCGGAAGCUGCCGUUCACGUUGGCUUGCGGGUUUUCGCGUGGACGUCUGUUUUCGGUUUUCCUGAGUAUCUACCUGUGAGUGGAAUUGCUGAGCCAUACGACAAUUCGGUUUAACUUUUGAAGAACCUCCCCGCUGCUUCUUUUUAUUUUAUUUUUUUAAAGAUUUUAUUUAUUUAUUUGACAGAGAGAGACACAUCGAGAGAAGGAACACAAGCAGGGGGAGUGGGAGAGGGAGAAGCAGGCUCCCCGCGGAGCAGGGAGCCCGAUGCGGGGCUCGAUCCCAGGACCCCGGGAUCACGACCUGAGCCGAAGGCAGAUGCUUAACGACUGAGCCACCCAGGCGCCCGAGAGUGGUUUUAAUUUAACUUAAAUCGCAACAAGGGGCUAACCUCUACAAGGUUGGAAAAGGCCGGUCUUUGUUUUUUUAGAUUUUAUUGGACAGAGCGAGAGAGCACAAGCAGGGGGAGCAGAAGGAGAGGGAGAAGCAGGAGCCCGAUGUGGGGCUCGAUCCCAGGACCCCGGGAUCAUGGCCUGAGCCGAAGGCAGACGCUCAACGACUGAGCCCCCCAGGCGCCCCUCCCUGCUGCUUCUUAAACACGUGUUUCCUAUUGCAAAGCCCCCUCUAGCAAGUGAUCCCCUUUGCGAACUGAGCUGGCAUGGAGAACUUGGUCAUCUCCCGCAACAAGAGCCAUUUGGGGCAGCCUGGUGGCCACAGAGCUGGGUUUGGUUGCCCCCCAGGCUGGCCCGCCUCGAUUCCUGGGCUGAUCGGAACCCUCUUCAAUCCUUCUGGGGCUCUUACUGAGCCUGAAAAGUGAGGAGGGGUGGGUGCCGCGUCUCAGCCCUCUGUGUGGACCCUCUUUUGGGAAGGUGCUACGGACUCCAAAAUAGAGUCCUCAGGUGCAAACUUAUUUACCUGUAUGCCCGGCUUGGGGUACAGCAGUGAAGGGGGACGCUGUCCCCUCCCUUGUGGCAUUGACAAUAGAAGGGGAGAGAGAGACAGCAAAUAAACCUAACAUUACAAACUGUUACAAGCCAGGAGGGAGAAGGGUGGGGAGACAGGGCUGGGCAGUGACGGCAUGUGUGGGGAAGGGCGCCUCAUCCUCUAGGGGAGCAAGUCCUUCUGGUGUUUUCUCCUUGGUAGGAGGCAGCUUAUGGCAGAGGAGUCUGAAAGUUUGUUUGCUGCUCUGUGCGACUUAAUUUGCUGUCUCUCCCUCUCUGGGUGGAAUCACUGGAUUCCUCCCAUUUUCUUUGGAAGAGCAGCCCUCCUUGAAACCUAAUCCUUUCCUCUAGCUCUUGUCUCCUGAUUUCCUGUUGAUAAGCAGGAAGUGCAGGGCUGGCUUCCAGUAAGUGGUAGAUUCUGGUGGGGUGUGGCUCUGCCCACCUGCCUCUGGUUGGUAGAAGUGGGACAUCUGCCCGCAGGGCUGCAUAGUUCUCCUAGGUGUCUGCCCCUGACGGUGGGGACCCCCUCCUGAAGCCGCGUCACCCAAGCAGACUUUGCCGUCCCCGGUAAGGACACUGUGGGAACGUCCAGUGGGGAUGUUUCUGUCGUUUUGUUCCCAGGGUGUCCCAGGCUGAGAGAGGAGAGGGCAUAGAUGGUAAGAACACACACAGCAUCUUAGGAGAGUUCUAGAAACUCUAUUUUACAUUUCUUGUUCAUGUUUGAAAUUAAAGUGGUAGAAAAAAAAUCCUCAUCAUGAGGCUGGUGGGGAGGUUGUGCGUUGGGGUCUCGCCUUUCUGCACAUUCUCAAACCCGAAGCUGUUAGCACAGCAGUGACCUCCUGCGUGUGUGUGUGUGUGAUCAUGGCAUGUUUGUCAGUUGGCAUCUGGACCAUGGAAUUACAGGAUUCUUUCCCCAUAUCACUGAGAGCCUUUCUUUGUGGUUGCACUGGUUAACUUUCCCCUGCUUUAUUGCUUUUUAAAAUUAAUUAAUUUUUUAACUGUUUAAAAGGUUUUAAAAAGGGGCGCCUGGGUGGCUCAGUCGUUAAGCGUCUGCCUUCGGCUUGGGUCAUGAUCCCAGGGUCCUAGGAUCGAGCCCCGCAUUGGGCUCCCUGCUCCGCGGGAGGCCUGCUUCUCCCUCUCCCACCCCCCCUGCUUGUGUUCCCUCUCUCGCUGUGUCUCUCUCUGUCAAAUAAAUAAAAUCUUUAAAAAAUAAAUAAAUAAAUAAAAAAUAAAAGAUUUUAUUUAUUUGAGAGAGAGAGAGAGUGAGCACAGGGGGAGGAGAAGAGGGAGAGGGACAAGCAGACUCCUCUCUGAGGGAGGAGCUCAACGACGUGGGGCUCGAUCUCACGACCCUGAGAUCAUGACCUGGGCCAAAACCAAGAGUCGGACACUUAACUGACUGAGCCACCCAGGCACCCCAAAAUACACUUUUGAAUAUAUUUUUAUGGAGGGAGGAGCCCAGGGAUGUCUGCAUGGGGCUCCCGUGUGCCCCCAAGUUGCAGAGCCUGGUCUGGGGUUUGGUUUUCAUUUCAAAGCUCUAUCAUUGAUGUGACGGACUCGAUUGUGCCUCUUUCCUUCAAGGAGUGCUUCCUGGACUUGUAGCAUGGUCCAGGGACACAGCAGCAGACAGAGACGCAGGCUCCUUGUUCUUAUUUAUUUAUUUGAGAGAGAGAGAGAGUGAGUGUGAGCGUGCUCAUGAGCAUGGGGAGGGGCAGAGUCAGAGGGAGAAGCAGACUCCCCACUGAGCAGGGAUCCUGAUGCAGGAUCCCAGGACCCUGGAAUCAUGACCUGAGCUGAAGGCAGACGCUUAACGACUGAGCCACCCAGGUGCCCUGCUCCUGGGAUUUUAAACAAGAACGUUAUCAUUUUAGGAUUGCCUUGCAUGUUAUAAGGUUAUCUUGUGUACUAACGCUUCUUUGCAUAUUGUCUUCACCAAUCCUGCCAAGAAUGCUUCCAGAUGGAAAGGAAAAACUUCAUCCCCAUUUUACAGAUAGAGUAAUGGAGGCACAGACCAAGUGAUUUACGAGGGACCACUGAACAAUCCAUAACAGAGAGACUUCUGGUCCUGAAAUUCACCUCAUGCUUGCCAAACUACAGAUCCCUGGGCCUUUUGCCUGGAGAUUCAGAUUCAGAAGGCCCGGGAGGGGCUCAGGAGUAUGUAUUUUUUAAAAAACCAUGGGUGGUUUCUGGGGCGCCUGGGUGGUUCAGUUGGUUAAGCAUCCGACUCUUGAUUUUGGCUCAGGUCAUGAUCUCAGGGUCGUGAGAUAGAGCCCCGUGUCGGGCUCCUCACUCAGUGGGGAAUCUGCUUGAAAUUCUCUCUCUACCUCUGCCCCUCUCCCAGCUCGCUCACUCACUCAAAUAAAUAAACAAAUAAAAUCUUUAAAAAAAAAAAAAGCAUGCGUGGUUCCUAACGACAACUGAGUUUGGGACAUACUGCAACGUGGGAUCAGAUCAGGUGAGGAACUGAGGACAGACACUCUUGGAAGCCUGGUCCAGAUCAUCCCUUGUUGGGGGGCGGGGGGCUGUCCCAUGCACUGAAGGGGGCGGGGCAGCAUCCAUGGCCUCCACUCAUCAGAUGCCCACAGCACAUGCCCCAGUUGUGAUAACCAAAAAUGCCUCUAGACAUUGCUAAAUGUCCCUCAGGGGACAAAACCACCCAUUGACCCCGGUGCUAAGUACCUGGAUCAAAGCACCAUCUCCUCUGUUUGGGAGUUGGUGUGUUUCUCAUUGACCCAAGCAUGUCGUUUUAAAAUAUGCGCAUUUCCGUAAGAAGGCACUGAUAAAUGCUAUGACGUGGAUGAAGCUUGAAAACACGAUGGCCGGUGAAAGAGUGAGGCACAAAGCCCACGGUGGUAGGACUCCGUCUGCACGAGCUCUCCAGAGUAGAUAAAUGCACAGAGACAAAGCAGCUUGCUGGCUGCCCACGUCCGGAGAGAGGGGGCUGUGGCUGCCUUGCGGGUACGGGGUCUCCUCUGGGAUGGAUGAAAAGGUCUUGAACUAGACAGAAGCGGUGGUCGUGCAACACUGUGAAUAUAUUAAAUGCCACUGAAUUGUUCACUUGAAAAUGCUUCGUUGUAGGCCAGGUGAGUUUUACCCUCAUGCAAAAUGCGCCCACAUGUGUGAUUUACUGUGACAGCCAGUAAAAUGGGGCCAGAGUGAAUUGUACGUACAGGGUAAAUCAGAAGGGGUAUCCCGGGGCACCUGGGUGGCUCAGUCGGUUGUGUUCGGCUCUUGAUUUCAGCUCAGGUCGUGAUCUUAGGGUCGUGGGAUCGAGCCCUGUGGUGGGUUCUGCACUCAGCAGGGGGUGUGUUUGUCCCUCUCCCUCUGCUCUUCCCCCUGCUCACUCUCUUUCUCUCAUAAAUAAAUAAAUAAAUAAAUAAAUAAAUAAAUAAAUAAAUAAAUAAAUAAAUAAAUAAAAUCUUAAAAAAGGGCUAUCUAAAUGAGGUUGUAACCAUUAACGAGAAUAGUAAGAGUAUAACAUGUAAUUAAAUAAUAUUGGUAAAGCAAAGGGUAGAAUUUGAGGGCAUGUCCUCCGUACUACCGUCUUUGGAACCAGGACAGUGCAGGGGAAGGGGGCAGUCCAGGCUUGCUGACCUUCAGAAGGAAAAAGAACUGAAAGCAGCAGUUCCAUCAAGAACUGUGCCUGAGGGCGCCUGGGUGGCUCAGUUGGUUGGGCGACUGCCUUCGGCUCAGGUCAUGAUCCUGGAGUCCCUGAAUCGAGUCCCGCAUCGGGCUCCUUGCUCGGCGAGGCGUCUGCUUCUCCCUCUGACCCUCCUCCCUCUCAUGCUCUCUCUCUCUCUCAUUCUCUCUCUCUCAAAUAAAUAAAUAAAAUCUAAAAAAAAAAAAAAAAAAACUGUGCCUGAGUCACCUACAGCCUGCAUUGUAGUUGGGGCAAGUCAUUUAAACUUCCCUGGGCCAAGUUCCUCUCCUCUCGAAAAAGAGGCAGGCUGAUCCUCCUGGCUCUAAAAGUCUGUGCUGGGGAAUAGGCGGGUCCAGGGGAAGGCUAUGGAACAUUCCAGAAAGUGCAGGUACAUGCCAGGACAUGCUGGAAUAUGGCAGGGGCCGGCUCUCUUGGCCUAUCAGGGUUAAGCUAGGGAACUUCUCAAGACACAUGCUCAGCACCAAGCAGUCAGUCUUAAUUAGGACCAGGCAGCGUUCAGCUUAGAUGAGCAGGAUCAGAAGAGCCAAGCAGGUGAGACUCAACCACAAGAACUGACCGCCUGGGUCUCCUUUCCACCACCUGCUGCCAGGUGUGAGUGGCCGCCUUCCUCCCCCGCCUGCAAAGCCAUCAUGAGAGCGUCUCUCUGGCAUUGACGGACCUCAGGCGAGGUGUUUCUUCCUUGGGUCGUGAUUAACGGAGCCCAUUCCCUGGAAGCAGGAAUGAAUACACGCUUGGAUGUGGGUUCUAGUCCUCAUAGGAGCUCAUUGAUUACCUUGCAGGCCUCAGCAACUGGUGGCGAGGUGGCUGGAUGAUGACUUAAAACCUGUAGCGCUCUGCAUCUUGCUUUCUUGAUGGUGGAAAUAUGGAGAGCACGGUGGUCACUGAUGUCCACACAAAGUCCCCUGGAAUCUUGAUGUUACAGUACAAGGCUAGAGGGAUUUUGCAGAUAGGAUAAGGUUGACAGACCUUCAAAUAGAGAGACUAUCCUGGAUUAUCUGGGUGUGCCCAAUGUGUCGAGGUGAGUAUGGCCCCCUAAAUAUGUUCACAUUCUGAUCCCCAGACCCUGUGAAUGUUACUUAUAUGACAAAAGGGACUUUGCAGAUGAUGAAUGUAAGGACCUUGAGUUGGGGGAGAUUAUCUUGGAUAAUCUUUAAGAUGGGGACAGGAACCAUAAGCCAAUGAGUGUAGGAAACCUCCAGAAGCUGGAAAAGGCAAGAAAAUGGGUUCUUUCCACUCAGCUUCCAGAAGAAAUCAGCCCUGCCAACACCUUGAUUUUAGCCCAGUGAGAUCCACCUUAGACUUCUUUUUUUUUUUUUUUUAAGAUUUUUAAGUGAUCUCUACACCCAACAUGGGGCUCGAACUCAGAACCCUGAGAUCAAGAGUUGCAUGUUCUGCUGACUGAGUCAGCCAGGCACCCCUGAGUCUCUUUUAGCUGGAUGAAAAUCUAUUGAUGUGUUGUUUUCUGUGAACAGGGUGAUCAUAUAUAUACCUGGUUCAUUUAUUGAAUAAUCUUUCUCUCCAACUGUUCGUGGUGCUAUUUUUAUCACAUAGUAACUCCUGUGUGUACUUUUUUUUUUCCUUGUCCCUCUGUUCUCCACUUGAACACAAUAUGGAGCCAGAACACACUAGACCAAUAAUUUCCAACGCCUUUAUUAUGCCAAUGAAUAAAGAAAUCCAGAGAGGUCAUGUGACUUUUCUAAGCUCACACUAACUGUGCAAGUAAAGAGAUGAGCUAGCGUUCCCCACCCCACCCCAGCUUUUCCAAACUCACUAGUCAACAGGGAGCAGGCUUUAUUUCAAAGAUAAAAGAUACGGCAAAAAAUAGAAAUCAUAUGAUGCCAGCUCUGAGAUUAUAAUGAAAUUAAACUGGAGACUAAUAAUAGAUAGCAGGGAAAUCCCAAAAUACUUGGAGAUUAAACAAUACACUUCUACAUAACAUAUGGGGCAAAGAAGAAAUCUCCAGAGAAACUAAAAAGUAUUUCAAAGUAAAUGAAAAUGACAGCACAACUUAACCAAAAUUUGUGGGACUCAGCAAAAGCAGUGCUUACAGGGAAAUUUAUAGCAUUGAAUGCACACAUUAGAUAAGCAGAAAGAUCUACAAUCAGUUAUCUAAGUUUCCACCUUAGGAAACUAGAAAAAGAAGAGCAAAUCAAAGAAAGCAGAAGAAAUCUAAAAAUUAGAGCAGAAACCAAUGAAAUUGAAAAAGUAUAUCAGAGUCCACAAAAUCAAAAGCUGGUUCUUUGAAAAGAUAAAUAAAAUUUACAAGCCUAGAGCCAGGUUAACUAAGAAAAAGAGAGAAAGGAUACGAAUUAUUAAUAUCAGAAAUGAAAGAGAAUGCAUCACCAUAGAUCCUGUGGACAUUAAAAGAAUAGUAAAGGAAUAUUAGUCACUCUAAACCCACAAAUUUGAUAACCUAGACGAAAUGGGCCAAUUCCUUGAAAUGUACAAUCUGCCAAUACUCAUAUAAGAAGGAAGAGACGAUUUGAAUAGGCCUGUAUCUAUUAAGGGAAUCAAUAAUUAACCAAUCAUUAAUUAGCCUUCAAAUCAGUAAUUAAUCUUCCAAAACAAAGCAGCCCAGAUGGGUUUGCUGGUGAACUGAACUCUACCAAACAUUUAAGGAAGAAAUGGUACCAGUUCUCUAUAAUCUUUUUCAAAACAUAGAAGCAGAGGGAAUACUUCCUAACUCUGUGAGGCCAGCAUUAAUCCAUUACUGAAGUCAGACAAACACAGAAACAAAACAGAAAACCCAAACAAAAAACAAACCACAGACCAGUAUCUUUCAUGAACAUAGAUGCAAAAAUCCUCAACAAAAUAUUAGCAAAUCGAAUCCAACAAUGUAUAAAAGGAAUUAUACACCACAACCAAGUGGGAUUUAUCCCAAGUAUACAAGGUUGGCUCAACAUUUGAAAAUCAAUUAAUGUAAUCAUCACAUCACACAGACUAAAGAAGAAAAAUCACAUGAUUAUUAUCAGUAGAUGCAGGAAAAGCAUUUGACAAAAUCCAAUACCCAUUCAUGACAAAAACUCUCAGUCAACCAGAAAUAGAAGGGAAAUUCCUCAACUUGUUAAAGAAUAUCUAUCAAAAAAUCUACAGUUAACAUCACACUUAAUAGUGAGAAUCUAGAAGCUUUCCCACUGAGAUCAGAAAUAAGGGAGGGAUGUUCCCUCUCACCACUCCUUUUCAACAUUGUUCUGGAAGUUCUAGCUAAUGCAAUAGGACAAGAAAAGGUAAUAUAAGAUAUACAGAUUGGAAAGGAAGAAAUAAAAUUGUUUUUCUUCCCAGAUGACCUGACCAUCUAUGUAUAAAAUCUGAAAGAAUCAACUAAAAGACUGUUAGAACUAUUAAGCUAUUAUAGUAAAGUUUCAGGAUACAAGGUUCAUAUACAAAAGUCAAUUGCCUUCCUAUCUAUUAGCAACAAGCAAGUGGAAUUUGGAAAUAAAAAUACCAUUUCUAGUGGUAUCUCCCAAAUGAAAACCUAGGUAUAAACCUAACAAAAUAUGUGUAAGAUAUACACGAGGAAAACUAUAAAACUCUGCUGAAAGAAAUAGAACUAAAUAUAUAUGCAAAAGACCCUAACAGACACCUUAUAAAGAUCUAUGGAUGGCAAAUAAGUGCAUGAAAAGAUACUCUAUAUUAUAUGUCAUCUGGGAAAUGCAAAUUAAAAUAAUGAAUUUUACUUUAUGCCUAUUUAUACCUAUUUGAAUGGCUAAGAUCUGAAACCCUGACAACAUCAAAUGCUAGUGAGGAUGUGGAGCAACAGGAACUCUCACACGUUGCCAGUGGGAAUGUAAAAUGCUGCAGCCACCUUCAAAGACAAUUGGUGGUUUCUUAGAAAACUAAAUAUACUCUUACCAUGUGACCCAGCAAUCAUGCUCUUCACUGUUUGCACAGAGGAGUUAAGAACUUAUGUUCACACAAGGGCGCCAGGCUGGCUCAGUCGGUAGAACAUGUGACUCUUGAUCUUGGGGUCGUGAGUUCAACCCCCACGUUGAGCAUAGAGCCUACUUAAAAAAACAAACAAACUUAUGUGCACACAAAGCUCUGAACACAGAUGUUUAUAGCAGCAUUAUCCAUAACUGCCCAAACUUGGAAGCAACCAGGGUGUCCUUCAGUAGGUGGAUGGAUAAAUAAACAUGGUACAUCCAGGCAAUGAAAUAUUACUCUGUUCUAAAGAGAAAUGACCUAUCCAGCCAUGAAAAGAUGGGAGGAAAUUUAAAUGCAUAUUCCUGAGUAAAAGAAGCCAACGUGAGAAGGCUACAUGCGAUGUGUAUGUACAUGCUAUGUAUAUGACAUUCUGGAAAAGACAAAAGUAUGGAGACAAUAAAGAGGUCAGUGAUUUCCAGGGACUGGGAGAGGGAAGAAUGAAUAGGUGACUUGCGGAGGAUUUUUAUGGCAGUGAAAUACUUUGUAUGCUACUAUGGUGGGAGAUAUAGAUCAUUAUACAUGUGUCCAAACCCACAGAAUGUACAGCCCCAAGAGUGAACCCUAAGGCAAAGUAUGAACUUUGGAUGGUAACAAUGUGUCAAUGUAGGUUCUUCAAUUGCAUCAAAUGUCCCACUGUGCUGGGAUCAUUUGAUAACAGGGGAGGCUCUGCAUGUGUGGGGACAGCGGGUAUAUGGGAAAUAUCUAUGCCUUCUUCUCAAUUUUGCUAUGAAUCUAAAACUGCUCUAAAAAAUGAGGUCUUAAAAAAUAUGGCUGGUGUGGUUCAUUAAGGACAAGAUCUUUUGUGAAAUGCUCUACCCAAGUAAGAAGAGCUCAUUGCGCCCCCUACUGGUUAGUUCUCUAGAAUGGGAUAUCUCUUGCCCUACCUAUGCAAAAUAAUGCCAUCUUUUGAUGGAUUAACAUGGAGGCUGGUUAAUUUUCAUAAGUCUGACUUGGGUGCAAUAGGCCUUAAUUUAUCCUCUGCCUUAAUUCAGAACUGGGAGCUCAAUCCCCAGUUAUUGGCAAGCCCAGCCCUGCCAUCUUUUUUCAAGGAGGAAGCUGGACUUAAUUUUGGUGGGAGCAUGAGGGGCUGGGAAGGCUUGUCUAGGAGGGUCUUUCUUCAAAUCAAGUCCUUGAGUCCUGGUGCUCUGUCCAGCAGGUUCAUCAGCUUUUUGUCCAGUAAUGAUAGAAACAAGGAGAAGUGGGAUCAGAGAUGCAGGGAGCCUUACUCUGGCCAGCUCCGGUAGAAUAGGGUGAUGGCACAUUCAGCUAGUCAACAGAAUGGUCUGGAGGGAGUCAUCCCCACCCACGCCCCCACCGUGGUUCUGAUUUUCCAGGCCUAGAAUGUGCUGUGUUGACUGGGAACCACCAUGUGAAACAUGGCAGGGUUUUCUCUCAAAUUCCUGACCGUGAACAGGGGAGGAUUCUAGGACUGUGGACAGAGACCAGAGUCUCCUGGAGAAGAUGCAAGAAGUGAUAACCAUUGAGCUAAGCUGCAGAGUUGAGGGAGAGGAGACUCUGGAGCCAGGGGGAGUCCAGCUGUGUGACUUGGGACAAAUGACUUAACCUCUCUGUGCCCCACUUCCUUGUCUGUACCCUAGGAUAUUAGUUGCACCUCACUGGUGGUUUUUGGUGGUGGGGUGAGGGGGAGGUUUGACUGAAUGAGUUAAUAUUCAGUGAGGGCUUUGCCCCGUGCCUGAUACGAUUUUUUUAAAUUGAGAUUUAUUUGACACACAACAAUGUAUAAGUUGGAGGUACACAACGUCUUGACUUGAUAUUUAUAUUGCAACAUGAUUACCAUUGUAGCAUUAGCUAACACCACUGUGGUGUCCCGUAGCCAUCAUUUCUUCUAGUAUGGGGGGCAACUCAGAUCUAAUCUCUUAGCAAGUUUAAUGUUUAUAAUCCAGUUUUCUGGUCUGUGAUCACUGUACUGUGUAUUAGGUCUCUAGGACUCUCUUAUCUACUAGUUGCAAGUAUACAAUUUUCUUUUUUUUUUUUUUUUAAGAUUUUAUUUAUUUUUUAGAGAGCGAGCGAGCGAGAAACAGCAUGAGAGGGGAGAGGGUCAGAGGGAGAAGCAGGCUCCCCGCUGAGCCAGGAGCCCGAUGUGGGACUCGAUCCCAGGACCCUGGGAUCAUGACCUGAGCCGAAGGCAGACGCUUAACCAUCUGAGCCACCCAGGCACCCAAGUAUACAAUUUUCUAAUAGCAUUAUUAUCUGUUGUUUUGUUUUGUUUUGUUUUUGAGGUUUCAAGGCAAUCUCUCCUUCAUAAACUCCCAGUGAUCCUCUGGCAUAAAAACCAUUCCUUUCUCAGAAGUAAGGCUCUCCUUGGUACGCUUCACAUCUAUGUGUGCAUCCAUCCCAUUUCCCCACUGGGAUUUUAGCUCCUAUGGGCCUGCCCGUUCGAUGUAUUUUCUUCUUUUCUUUAUAGCAUUUGGCACCACCCAGAACACGUUGUGGGCCUCCAGGCAGCUGUACGGGGACUUUUCAACCUUCAGCCCUACAGGUUGGGGGCCAGUGAACACGUUUGAGCCGGCAAAAUUCCUGGUUUCAAAAUAGGAGAAGAAAGUGGACCAAGUAUAAGAGUAUAAUGGAUGGUUUCCCGAAAACAUCAUGUGUCAACCAGUCAACUGUGUCUCAGUUUAACUCUAAGAAAGUAACAUUGAAUGUACACUUCACUGUCCAUCAGGGGAUGAAUGAAUAAGCAAUCUGUGGUUUAUCCGUCCUGUGGAAUAGUACACAGCCACAAAAAGGAGGGAAACGGGGACAGCCUGCUACAUGGCACGUGAGCCUGGAAAACAGGACACUUGGUGAAGGAGACCAGUCACUAAAGGCCACAUAGCAAAUGAUUCCAUUCCUGUGAAAUGUCCACAGUAGGCAAAUCCAUGGAGACUGAACGCAGAUCAGUGGUAAUCAGGGACUGGGGUGGCAGGGAAUGAGGAGGCUCCUGGUGAUGGGGUUUCCUUUCGUGGUGAUGAAAACGUUCUAAAAUUGUGUGUGGUGAUGGUUGCACGACUCUGGUUGGGCCGAAAACCACUGGGUUGUGCACUUUCAAUGGGAGAAUUGUUGGAUCUGUAUUAUAUCGUAAUAAAGUAGUUUAUAAAAAGCAGAUUUAUUGUGGGAGGUAGGUGCCAAUGAAGAGGUGCUGGGCCCGCAGGGCUGAAGGAGGUGGUGGCCUAGGAGGUUGGCUGCCUGGAGCCUAAAACCAAAGGUGCGGGUGGAGGUCAGUUUGAGCUGAGGAAGAGGAGGUGGGGUCUGGGAAAGGCCACAGAGCACAGCUGAGCAGACCUCCCCCUCUUUUUUUUUUUUUAAAGAUUUUAUUUAUUUAUUCAUGAGAGACAGAGCGAGAGAGAGAGGCAGAGGGAGAAGCAGGUUCCCAAGAAGCAGGGAGCCUGAUGCGGGACUCGAUCACAGGACCCUGAGAUCAUGACCUGAGCCGAAGGCAGAUGGCUUAACCAUCUGAGCCACCCAGGCGCCCUUUUAAGAUUUUAUUUAUCUAGCAGAGAGAGAGCAGAAGCAGGGGGAGCAGCAGAGGGAGAGGGAGAAGCAGGCUUCCUGCUGAGCAAGGAGCCCGAUGCGGGGGCUCGAUCCCAGGACCCUGGGAUCAUGACCUGACCCGAAGGCAGACGCUUAACGACUGAGUCACCCAGGCGCCCCUCCCCCCUCUUCUUAACUGCUGGUCCUAAUGUGUCAAGGAGGGAGGCCUUGGGCCUGAGCUCUGAGAGACCCUGCAGCUGUCCUGUUUGGUGACAAGCCAUGGCUAAGGCCUGGCUUCGCCUACCCAGAGCAGUGGGACAGACAAGCCCGACCUAACGGUGAUGAUGGUUUCACGACAUUGUGAAUGCACUCAGUGCCACCAAAGUACCAUUUAAAAAUGGAUAAAAUGGUAAAUUUGAUUAGACCCCGUUAAAAGAAAAAGAAAUCAAACCAUGGCCAUGUUUGCCUUCUGCCCCGAGAGCUCCAUUUACAAGGCUUGAAGAGGCAAACCUUUCUUUCCUCUAUACUGAAAAGGGAUUUUCCCCCUCAUUGGUCAGAAGCCCCCCCACCCCUCCUCCUGGGUAGAGUGCUAAGAACUUUAUCGGACGCUUCUGAUUGGCUGGAUCUUUGCUCUGGAAGCCCCCUCCUCCCCCUCCCCAUCAGCCCUGGGAAUGGAGAGUUGAUCCAGGCUGAGCCCGCCUCUUUGGGAAAGAAAAUUCCUUUCAGGGUGCUCUGUGCCAUCAGAGAGGCUGAUGGUGUGGGGCUCCCUUGGGCUGGUGGCGAUGCUGGUGCCCAUGGGGCUCCUCGGUCUGGUCCUGCUCUGGGCUCUGGUGGCAGUGACUUCGGGGAAAAUUCCAGAUUCGCUGGUGAGACAGGCGGCCUCCUGCAUGAUGGCGUGCACAGGGUCAGCUGAUCCCCACCUCCCUGUGGGCACCAGAUACACCUAUCACUUUUCUACCAACACCAGUACUGGCCUGCAGGGAGACCCAGUGGAAGGAAGUGGCCUUGGCCUCCAAGGCUUGGCCAUCGUUGAUGUGCUUGGCCCGUGCCAGAUGGCCUUAUGGCUCCAAGAUUUCCAGGUGACAUCUAUCCUGGGGUCCAAGGUGGCAGUUCUGAAGGACUCGGAGAACUUGAGCGCUGCCCUGGGCCGCCACCCGCUGCGCUUCAUCCUGCAGGCAGGGCGCGUGGCCCGCCUGUGUCCCCGCCGCGCAGAGCCUCGCUGGGCGCUGAACGUGAAGCGCGCGGUGCUGAGCCUCCUGCAGGGGCGCCCGGAUGCCCACGGCCCCCAGACCCUCGAAGAGGUGGACGUCCUGGGCAGGUGUCCCACCACGUACCAGCCACAUGGUGCGGGGCUGCGCAAGACCAAGGACCUGGCCCGUUGCUCCCUGCGCAGAGUGCGCUCCUCCCUGCGCUCCCAGGCCCUGCCCUGGGAGGAGGCUGGCCUGGCCUCCCACCUGACCUGCUUCCAGAGUUUCCAGGCUGGCGUGCUGAGUGUGGCCUCUUGCACGGAGCUGGACACCGUGCGGCCCCUCUCUGAGAAGGCAAGUGGGGUGCAGAUGCAGACGCUUUCCUCGCUCACCCUGCUGCGUGAGAUGUCCCUGGAUCCGGCCGUCACAGAUCCGGACGAUGGAGAUGUAACUCCAAGCAGCCUGUUGUACGAAUGGGAGGAAACACAGUCUCAGGCUACGGUGGUCACAGUGGCCGCAUCACUGAGGAAACUGUGCCUGGCUCAGACCACGAGCUUUGAGGCCGCAGAACUGUUCCUGACGCUGGUGUCCGAGCUCCAGGGCCUCUCCCCAGAUGAGCUGAUGGCACUCUGGCAACAGUCUUCCUUUAAAUGCCGGGACAACUGGCAGCCGCUGGUGGAUGCCCUGCCCUCCUGUGGCACCGAGCCCUGUGUGGGCCUCAUGAAGGACCUCAUCGUGUCCGGGGAGGUGGAGGUGGACGAGAUGGAGGCGUGGCUCUGGUCGCUGGCCCUUGUCCCACAGCCCACGGAUGCCAUGGUCCACACGCUGCUGCCACUCCUGCAGACCUCGGGGACUAGCCCCAGUGCCUUCCUUGGUAUCUCGGCCCUGGCGCACAACCUCUGUGCCUCCCUGGAUGGGCCCUGUGAACACCUGCCUGGCGUCGGCUCCCUCGUGAGGAUCCUGGGAGAGGCCUUGGGUGCCAACUGCACCUUCCAGGAGCCGUCGGACGCUGAGCAGCUCCAGCUCGUGCUGAAGGCGAUUGGCAACGCAGGCCUGGCGGUCACAGCUCUUACCCCCACACUGAGCACCUGUGCAUCCCAGAGGAGCUGCCCCCUUGAGGUCCGGCUGGGGGCCAUCCAGGCCUUCCGGAGGGUCCCCUGCUCUGCAGACCGAUCCGCGCUCUCCCGUCUGUACCAAAACCCAGAGGAGGAUGCUGAGAUCCGCAUCAACGCCUACCUGGCCCUGAUGAGAUGCCCUGGUGAGGAGGUGUUUGCACAGGUGCGGCGGACCCAGGCAGCAGAGCGGUCCACCCAGGUGGGCUCCUUUGUGUGGAGUCACCUGAUGCAGCUGCUGGAGACCAGCGACCCCCUGAAGCAAGCUCUCCAGGAGGCCCUCCCUGAGGACAUCCUGAGUCGGGAGUUCCAGCCGGAGGCCUGGAAACACUCGUCCUAUUCUGAUGUCACGUUCCGCUCAGUGUCUGGCAGCCUGGGAGCCAACCUGGAGGGGACCCUUCUCUUUUCUCCAGCCUCCUUUCUCCCCCGUUCUGCCAUGACUAACCUGACCAUCCACGCCCUAGGUCAUGCCUUCAACCUCCUGGAGCUUGGCCUCCGGCUGGAAAAUGCAGAGAAAAUCGUCCACAGGCUGUUUGGCUGGAAGUCAUUCUGGGGGCAGGAAGAGGAGAGAGAGGCCCAGCCAGAGAAAUCCCCAGAGCCAGAAGCAGGGCCCACACCACAGGCAGCCAGCCCUGACUGUCCAGGAGAAAGGUCCAGAAAGAUGAGAGACCUGCAGCAGAAGGUGGCCCAGAGGCGCACGGAGCGGCGGGCGCUGCAGUGUGAGCUGAGUGUGAAGGUGUUCGGGCACGAGCUGAGCUUCAUGAACUGUGGCGUCCUGGGGAGCCACGUGACACGCCAGUCCUUGAACCUGGCCGAGCUAUCAGUCAAGCUCCUGAAGGGGCAGGAGGUACAGGUGACCCGGAGGCUGAACCUGGCAGUGCAAGAGCUCACCUUUCCUACCAUAUCCGGCCUUCCAGCCCGGCUGAGCCUCAAUGUCUCGGCCGCCAUCAGCGUCCGAGUCCGAGGGACUGCCGACUUCCAGCAGCAUCUGGAUUUCUCUGUGCAUGGCUACAUCAAGCCCAGUGCCCUGCUCCAGGUCUCGGUGCAGAUGGGCGCGGUGGGCGCCCUGGGCCAAGCCGGGCUGAGGUGGGUGACCGGCAUCCGUGGCACCGCCAGCCUGGAUGGUGGGAUCCACGCGAGGAAGGGCCGGGACCUCAAGGUGCAUCUGAACACUCCCGAGGAGGCCGUGGAGCUGCUCAGCUUCAGCUCUAAGCUGUAUCUCGUCACCGGGGAUGACGUGAGGAGCCUCGGGAAUGUCCACCGCCCUUCUGAGGCCCAAUCCUGUACGGACAAGAAAGCAUCCCACACCUGGGGCUGGCAGCUAUGUACAGAAGUCACCUGGCCGGCAGCUGGUCAGCCCUACCUGCUCUCGGCGCCUGUGUUCGUGGCUGUGACACUGACGAAGAAGGACCGGGGCCUCCGACAGUAUCUGCUGGAAGCUGCCUAUACCUUCCAUUCCCGGAAGGACAGCUGGCUCCCUCAGGAAGCUUUGAUUCACCUCUUCAUGGGCACCCCCAAGUCAGAGGUGCCCAGGGAUGUUGGGGUGGACAUCAGGUACAGCUUGCCCCAGGGGAAGCUCCGGCUCAAGCUUCUACAUCCCAAGAAGAAAAUGCAGCUGGAUGGAAAGAUUGAGACUCUUCAGAGUGCCCGGGUGGGUCACCUGGAGCUGAUACUGGAUGACAGGGACGUCUACUACAUUAAGGGCCGGAGUGACCUGUGGCCAGCAGCUGGGGGCGAGGCCCAGCGGUGUGAGGUCCAGCUGGAGGUGAAACUCGUGACAGCAGGGAGUCCUGUGGUCCUCAUGGGGAACCUCAGCCAGCAGACCGGCAGCAAGUUGGCCUUCUCCGUGUCACUGAGCAACCUGCUGAGCGACCAGGCCCACCUGUCAGUGCUGCUGGAGAAGGCGGUGGAGGAUGGGCUGCAGGUGGUGGCCCUGGGCGGCGAGCUCUCUGUGCCCGGUUUCGUGGGACUGCACCUCGUGGGCCUCCUACAGAGGCACAGCCGCCUCUGGACCAGCUCCCUGAGGAUCAAGUACGGCCUUCUGGGUCAGGCGAGGCGGCUGGCCCAGGAGUGCAGCACCAUCCAGAAGCUGCGGGCGCAUAGUGGCUCAGAGGUGACCUAUGAGCUGGAGCUGGACCAUGAGCUCCACUGCACGCAGGCCCCAGCACUCAGCCACAAGGUUCAGCUGCGGCACGAGGAGGGCUUGGGCUCCCUGCACUCACAACUGGAGGCCAGCUACGGGAUGCGCUGGAAUGAAAGCAGCAAUAAGAGGAAGCUCCGCAUCAGCCAGACCUUCCAGAACGACUCGGGUCCAGCCCUGAGCAAUUACUUCAUGGAGUUUGUGCUGCAGGUGCCUGAGAGGCAGGUGGAUUUCCGUAUGCAGCUGUAUCACUCAAGCCUUCGCCAGCCACACGUGGAGAGCAGCACAUACCUGAAGGUGCAGUACAACGGGCAGCUGCCCUUUGUGGCAGGCCUGCAGUGGAAGGACACGUCUCGAGCUACCCUGCGGAAGUGGGAAGGAGCCUUGAACAUGGAUAGUCCAUGGCUGAUGGUCUCCGUGGCUCACAGGCUGGACUGGUCACGCCGACCCAUGUUCCAGGCUGUCCUGGAGCUGACACUGGGCAAGGCCUGGACCCUCAAGAACCUGGUGAUGAACGUGGCCUACAGGAAACAGGGCCUUGACAGGGAGGGCAAGAUCCACAUCUACACCCCGGCUACCACUUACCUCCGGGUAUCCACGGUGACAACGUUGGCCCAGAGCCUCUUCCGCAGCCGGAGUGAAGUAGAAUCAGCCUGGAGUGCCGCAGUGUGGAGCGAGAUCCACGCAGAGAACAGCCAAGACCUUAAGAUACUUCACUGCUGGUUGAAGGGCCCCCUGCAGGAGAUGAACCUAACGGCCGCCUACAGGCACAUGGAGCAGCCCCAGAAGACCCACGUGUCGCUGAUGGCCCUGGUGACCAGCACCAGGGGCCAGCCUCGGGGCCUGGAGUUGGAGGGCAAGCUGGAGGAGGUGAUGCGGGACAGGAGCUGGUACCAGAAGCGGGGGACCUUCCUCCUCAGGCACACCUUGCCUCUGCCCAUCCCGCAGAGCCUCCUCCUGCAGGAGAGCUUCACAGCGGAUAGGCAACACCAGCGAUGCUCCCUGGAAACUAGGCUCGUCCUGAAUGGCCAAGAGGAGACCCUGCAGACCGUAGUCCUGGGCUACCAGGCCGGACACCCCUACGUCUGCGCAGGCCUGACCCACCCAUACGACGGCAAGGCCAUCCCCAGGAACGUGGAGGGGUGCGCCGUUGCUUGGAGCCAGCACGCCGCUCAGAACAGGGAGGUCGAGGCCACUUUGAAAGUCAACCAGAAAGUCGUGCUGCACUUAAAGGGUCUGCACCGUGACCGAUCUCAGCGUGGGGAAAUCUGGCACAGCCUGGCCCUGGACGCAGCUCACGCCUCCCAGCUGAGGCUCCCCCAGGCCCUGCGUUUGGGUGGGGACGUCGUCUUCAGACGGGGUCCCCGGGGAGCAUUUGACUGCAGCCUGGACACAAGGGCCACCAUCAACCACAACAUCACAUCCCAGGUCUCGGUCCAGCUGAACAGAUCUGACUCCCACUUGGCGUUCCUCCUCCAGCUCAGACAUCCCCACAGACCAACAUUUCCUCCAGACUUACAGGUGCAGGUGGCUGCCCAACGAUACAAAGACCACAGCCUCAGUGGCUCCCUGUCUGUGCACACGUCCAGCCGGGAGCUGGUUCUGCUGGAGGCCAACACCAGCCAGGACACCCAGAGACGCAGCCGGGGCUGGGACAUGAGCGUCCUCCUCCACCAAGCAGUCCUCAGCGCCCCCCUGGCCAUUCAGCUGCAGCUGUCCAGCAAGGUGGCCCCAGCCAGGGUUUGGCUGUUUUAUAAGGUGCUGGUGGACCAGAACACAGCACAGCUUCUCCUCAAGGCUUCCAUGGAGAAGAGGGGAGGCCAGGUCCUGACCCUGCAGUGCCAAGUCCAGCACACGGUGGCUUGUUGGACAGCUGUGCCCCGCCUCCUGACCCUCAAGGGCAUGCUGAAGCAGAAGGAGACACUCAGAGAGGGAACCAUCAGGAUCACUGCUGACUCAGCUGUGCUGGGCUUCCUCCUGCGGGACAAGCAUGAGAAGGCAGGGAACAGCACCAGCGUGCACAGUGUGACCGGCAUCCUUCCCCAGAAGAGCAGCCAGGCCUUGCCAAGAGAGCUUUGGCUGAGAGGGCGACUGCAGGCCCAGCCAGGGAGCCUCGGGGGCCAGGCCCGCCUCCGAGCCCACACGGCCAGCCUGGCUCUGGGCGGGGUCUGCACCUGGGGCCCUGGGCACCGCCAGCUCUCAGCCAGCCUGAGCCACAACAUCAGCACCUUGAGUGAGGCAGGACUCCCCUCGGAGGCAGAGAUGCUCUUGUCACACACCCACGGGGCUUCCAACCUCUCUGCGAGCCUGGCACUGCGGAGUGCGUGGGGUCAGCUGGACGCUGCCCUCGGCCUAGACGGCCCGGCCCCCGGCGCCCCGGGCAGCAGGCUCCGCGCCAGCCUGGCCCACACGGUGUCCAGCCUCAGGCGCUGGGGCCUCCCCUUCUCCAUGGACAGCCAAGGUCACUUCCAGAGCACAGGACACCGCGUGGCGGCCGGGCUGACGGCGAGCGUGGACAGCGAGCAGCUCCGCGUGGCCCUGGAGGCGAGGCGACAGCGCGGCCACCACGGGCUGGCCCUGGAGCUGCACCACGGCCUCUCGGCGCUGCUGGGCACCGUGCCCGCGUGGCUCAGGGUCAGCUGUGUUAGAGACGCCUCGCCUGCCCAGCUGUCAGGGCUGUGCUGGGGGGACUUCGCCAGGCAGCCUCUCGAGGCUUCUGUGGACGUUCCCAGCGGCGGCUCCAGCUUUGAGCAUUCUGGACGCAUCUCGGCAGGGCCCACCUCCCUGAACUACUCCGUGAGCUGUUAUCGCCGUGCUGGGCACCUGCAGCUCGCUGCCUGGAGUGAGCACAACAGCGUGAGCCUGUUGCAGGCCGGGCUCCCGGGCAAGGCCCGCCUGAGCGCCAAGCUGCAGACACACGAGACCCAGACCCGAGCCAGCGUGGCCCUCCACGGAGGGGAUGGUGGCGUCAGCGUGGACGUGGCAGGCCUGGUGUCCUGGCCGACAAAUGGCUCCCUGGAGCUGGCGGUGAACGCCAGCCACACGGCCCCUGCUCUCCAGAGGCUGGGCCUGCCCUUGACCAGCCAGCUCGUGUUCCAGAAGCUGUGGGCAGAGGAACAGAUGUGCUCUUCCCUACAGCUCACCUGUGAUUCUCAAGCCAGCCUGGUCCUUGACAUGUGUGGCCAGAGCCAGGCGCUCCGCAAAGAGCUUCAGGUCUCCGGCCGGCACCGCCUCCCCAUCCUCCUGGGCCGCUGCCCCAGCAGAGCCUCAGCCUCAGCCAAGCUACAGUACUCGGAGCAUGAGGCCGAGAGCAUGAUUUUCUUGGCGGUGGAGGAGCAUCAUUUCCACGUGGGCACCAGCCUGGUGACUGCAAAGGCCAAGGUCACCAGCAUCAUCAGGCUGGAACAGACCUUCCCCCAGUUCAGCGUCCUUCCUAGGGAGCUGGUCCUGCAGACCUUGUACGAGAGAGCCCGUGGGACCCACACCCUGCACCAGACAGUUUUGUGGGAUGACCAGGAGGCAGUCCUUAACGGGAGCCUCUCCGGGCCCUUCCGCAGGCCCGCUGGGAACCUCAGCCUCCAGGCAGAGCUCAGCCACCCGCUGUCCCUGUCCCUGUCCCCACCGCCGCGCGGCAGCCUCCGCCUGUCCUGCGAGCACUCACCACGGGAACACCGGGACGACCUGGUCGUGGGCUGGGAUGGCAAGGACCAGGUGGUGGUCUCGUCCUCUCUGCAGCUGGGGAAGGGCAGGCUGGCCGCCCGCCUGGCCCUGGCUCACCCCUUCAACCUCUCCUGGUGGCACAUGGAGGCCAGCGGCCUGGCUGAGGGCAGAGGUGGCCAGCAGAGCGGGCAGGUCCAGUUGGCCUGGGACAGAGGGCAACCCGUGACCUUGCACCUCACCUGGACCAACAGGUCCUCGGAGUUCAAUACCAUCUGGGAUGGCUGCCUGGCUGCCUCCCCGGGGCAGCUCCAGGAAAAUUGGGGCCUGAGUGCCCUCCGGGCCUGUGGGGCCGUAACACAGACCCCGGCUGUGUUCAGCGAGCAGCUCGAUCUGUCCUGGGACCGGCGCCGGGUGCAGCAGAACCUGACAUAUGAGAGGCAUUGGCCAUCGCAGGCGGACAGGAUCCACGCCGAGGCCAUGCUGCAGCACAUCUUCACUGGCUCCUGCACCACGCAGAGCUUCCAGGGGGAAGUGGGGACCGACUAUACCCACCGGCUGCACCAUUCCCUGCACCUGGGGCUCUGUGACCUGCCCAGGGCUCUCUCAGUCUCUGGGGAGCACACCCUGGGCCACAAUGGGCUCCUGCUGGAUUCCCGCUGCCAGAUGGGCCUCGCCCCGGACCCAGACCAUGGCCUGCACCUCAGCCUGACCCUCCGCAACCACAGCAAGCCUCGGGCACCAGACUUCUCCGGGGAGCUGGAGAUCCUCAGCGCCAAGGCUCAGCAGCUCGGCCUGCAGGGCCGGGUCUCCACCUCGGCUUCUCGGGCCAGCAUCCAGCUAGAGGGAAUUGUGGACAAUGGGGACGAGAAAGUGAGGCUGUCGGUGUCCCGGGCCCCGAGCUGCCUCCAGGCCGCUGUGACCCAUGAGGAAGGGAGCCGAGAGGAGAGCGUGGUGCUGCGGGCAUGUGCCCACAGGCAAACGGCUGAGGUGGAGGCCCUGCUCCAGGACGGCGGGCAGCCCGUGCAGCCCCUGGGACGCCUGAGCCUGCAGGCUGCCAACCAGAGUCUUCGCCUGGAGGCACACGGCUGUCCGGGAACCCUGCUGGGCAGCGUGGAGUCCAGGAUGGCAGCCAUCGGGGCCCAGGUGGGAGCCCAGCUAGAGAAGAAGAUCCGAGGCUUGGAUGCCUACGUGGAAAGGUUCCGGCGCCUGGUGCGGCCGGCGGGCACCCUGGACAGCAUGGUGGGCCCCCUCCUGCAGUUGUCCCACGGGGGACUGGGAGCCGUGGUGGCGAGUGGCCGGGCGGUGGCUGCGCCAUGGGGCCAGGCCAGGCAGGCGCUGAUACACCACUUGCCCCCCUACCUGGAGAGACUACGGGUGGGGCUGGAGCAGCUGCGGAACGAGCUGGAACGGCCCCUGGCCACACUGAAGGAUGCCUACCUGGAGGUGACCCCACAGCCCCUGGACGAGGUGUGGCGGGAGCGGGCUGAGGAGGCCGUGCGGCUGUGGCGGGCCCUGGGGCCCAGGCCCAUCGGGGCAGCCAUGGAGCUGGCCGCCCGCCAGAUGCUGUCUUGGGCCGAAUCCACUUUGUCCCAGGCCCUGCGGAGGCUCUGCAAGCCCUUGCUGGCCCUGUACAGCUUCUCAGCCAGGAACUGUUCGGUGCGGGUGACUUUGCCCCUGCUGCCGGCGGGGAACGAGCCCCUGGCUGUGGCCCGGGUGACCGGCUACGUGGUGGAGAAGCUGCUGCAGCCGCUCGGCGAGCUGUCCAGGACCAAUGUGUGGGCCGAGUACUACCGGCUCCAGCGUCGCCUGCUGGAGAGCCCCCACGACUACCAUGCUGUGGUGGCCGGGGCCAGGUAUGUGGUGACCUUUGAUGGCCAGGUGUGGAGCCUGGGUGUCCACUGUGGCCGUCUGCUGCUGGCCAAGGACUUUGCCCACGACACGUUCUCACUGACACUGAACCGGGACCACUCGGGGCUCCCAUCCCUGUCCGUGGAGCUGAACCGUACCACCCUGGUGCUCUACCCGAGCCUGAAGACAUACAGGCUGUAUGAUUCCUCCUCGCCUAUGGAGAGCUGUCUGCACGUCGAUCUGCCUCCUGCCAAGAUGAGGAGGGAUGUCCCCAGGAUCAAGCUGACCAGUGAGGACGGCAUCUCCGUCACCUGUGAUGUCCGAGCCGGUCUCUGCAGCCUGACUCUGGGCCUCUGGCUCCAUGGGGUGUCUGCUGGCCUUCUGGGUACCAAUGACAAUGAGGCGGGCAAUGAGCUGAUGUUGCCGGAUGGCACAGCGGCCCAGAGCCUGGAGGAGCUCGCCCUCGCCUGGCAGGUGGGUGGCGACUGCAGGGCCAUGGAGAAAACUCAGGAGUGCCCAGGCUGGAGCCCCACCUGCUGGGCCUUCUUCCAGGACCCCCGUUCCUGCCUGGGGAACUGCUUCAGGGUGGUGGACCCCACGCCAUUCCUCAGCCUGUGCAUCCAGGACACCUGUGGCACCCAGGAGCUCCACCCUGCCUGUAACCUGGCGGCCGCCUACAUCCACUUGUGUGCCCGGGGCUUCGUGCCCCUGGACCCUCCUCCGCAGUGCGAGACACAGCGAGAGAGGGAACACAAGCAGGGGAAGUGGGAGAAGGAGAAGCAGGCUUCCCGCCGAGCAGGGAGCCCGAUGCGGGGCUCAAUCCCAGGACCCUGGGACCAUGACCUGAGCCGAAGGCAGAUGCUUAACGACUGAGCCACCCAGGUGCCCCUCUACCUUUUUCUUUCAUCCAAAUGAAUUACGGAUGAGUCAGAGAUUUAAACAUAAAAAAAAAAAAAAUCAAACUGUUAAAGUACUAGAAGAAAACCCAAAGAAACUUUUAACCAUCUCUUGGUAGGAAAGUCCUUUCUAAGCAGGACUCAAACCCCAGAAAUCCAGAAUAUAUAUGUUUUAUGAUCUAAUAAAAAGUUUUAAAAGUCUGCAAGCCAGCCUCAGUGGAUUAUUACCACUCCCAUCUUAAACAACUCUGAAACUAAGCAGAAUACACAAAAUAAUCAUCUGUAGGAAUUGGAGAGUGCAGCACAGAGCUGCAGAUCUUGAGAAGAAAAGUACUUGAGAUGAAGUCCAUGUUCACCAUGGCUUUCUUUAGAAAGGAGAAAAAGAAUUGACACUAAGCAGGGAUGUAGAGCCCAAACAGAGAUCAGUGGUCUUGUUAACUGGAAGUAAGAGAGAUCAGAGUUCAAAGAUGCUAGAGCACCUAAGACUUGCAGGGCAAGCACAGGAGAGGAAGGAGCCACACAGAGGGAGCCCCAGAAAUCUGCAUAGAGGCUCACCUCAGAUCCUUGGCCAGAUCCUAAGCUGUGUAUGUGCAGAACGAGACUCUGAGGUCUAGUGGAAAACAGCUUGGAUGUGUGUGUUGGGGGGACGGUAAGUAAACUGAACAGAAAUAUUAGAGGUCAUACAAUUCCAACCCUAGGGGGAAAGAUUCUGAUUAAUCAUCCGAGGCUUUCAGUUGACACCCCCAAAAAAGCCAGGCCUUAAGAGUUUAGAGCAUACCCUAGGAGUAGGGGUCAUAUGCUAGAACUUGGGAGAGGAGGAGGUGGGAUUUCAAAUAGACCCAUUCUAACAAAGCUGAAACCAAGCCUUGAUACGUUCAAGGUGAUUAGUCAGUCAAUUUAACUGUCUGCAAGAACAAGACUCAACAUUCUUGGGGUGCCUGGGUGGCUCAGUUGCUUAAGCGUCUGCC
Mirounga angustirostris (Northern elephant seal) is the source of this 26343-nucleotide messenger RNA. RefSeq lists its product as uncharacterized. The record is from RefSeq and is a predicted model, not a curated record. The coding region runs from base 15285 to 25352 and encodes 3355 amino acids. The transcript has 68 exons. Gene Ontology annotation, biological process: lipid transport. NCBI's taxonomy places the organism in Eukaryota, Metazoa, Chordata, Mammalia, Carnivora, Phocidae. Gene Ontology annotation, molecular function: lipid carrier activity.